UAUACAUAGAGAGAGAGAGAGAGAGAGAGAGAGAGAGAGAGAGGUGAAGAGGAAUCCUCGCUAAAGAAGAAAGCGUGGUUCUUUCUUUCGUAUUGGGAUUUGGGUGGGAAGAAGAGAUGGAGCAGAGGAAGAGUAGCAACAAUGAUCAAAUGGGUACCCCAGUUCACAGUCAAGUUAGAAAGAUCAAGCAAGAAUAUGAGAAUAUCAAAGACCCAUAUCCGCAGAAGCUAGAGAUCAGACCAGUUCUUCGGGAGAUCACCCGGCAGCUCUCUCGCUCGCCGCUGGGACGAGUAGGCCGAGCCAUCUCUGUUGGAGACUCGUAGAGUUUGAUUGGAGAUGGAUGCUCCAGGCGUCUGUCUAGCAGUAGGGAGCAUAGGGGGUCUAGUUUUUCUAUUUGUCUUUUGGUUUUACUUUCACUUGUAAAACCUUUAUUAGAGGUAAGAGCAGCUUCCCAUGACUGCCGACUGGUGCAGCAGAUGAUGACGAGGAAAAUCUUCUUUUUUCUUUUCUUUUUAGGUCUCUGUGUGUAACUUCCAUGCUUUCUCAGUUUGAAUUGAUGGAUUGAGUUAGCGGGCUUUUUAUUCAUCCUUGCCAGUUUUGCACAGAGGAACCAGAGGAUAUCUCUGAAUCCUGUUCUUCCGGUUUCUUAAAUUCUGUGGGUUAGUAAUGGGAACAUCUGGUUUAACCUUGUAUAUAAAUAAGUAUGUAAAAUAAUGGCAAACUAGAGCUUGCCGUCUCUCUCUCUCUCUCUCUCUCUCUCUCUCUCUCUCUAUGCAAUUCAAAAACUCCACAGAUAGGAUUUAUCUGUUUUGGUAAAA
Nelumbo nucifera (sacred lotus) is the source of this 818-nucleotide messenger RNA. RefSeq lists its product as uncharacterized. NCBI's taxonomy places the organism in Eukaryota, Viridiplantae, Streptophyta, Magnoliopsida, Proteales, Nelumbonaceae. The record is from RefSeq and is a predicted model, not a curated record.